Molecule: messenger RNA, 2806 nt
Organism: Oncorhynchus nerka (sockeye salmon)
Lineage: Eukaryota; Metazoa; Chordata; Actinopteri; Salmoniformes; Salmonidae
Product: zinc finger protein 501-like
Exons: 2
Coding region: 231-1649 (472 amino acids)
Source: RefSeq, a predicted model, not a curated record
ACUUCUUUCAACAGCAGCAACAGUUAGUCAGACACCUCGGUAGCUUGCUAGACAAAAUAGAUUAACCAAUAAACCGCUUUAGACGCUUUAGUGUAUAUUAGCCACUGGGUUUUAAACACACUUCUGUCGUCUAGUUAGUUAUCAGAUUUAAUAUUUACGGCGUUGUUAUUAUUGGUCAUCUAGCUGGCUGGUUAAGUAAGCAUUAGCAGAGCUAGCUAACAUCUCCGACAAUGAGUUCACUAAACUACUCUCCUCCUGAUAAAGAAGAGGUCUGCUGGACGGAGGAAGAGGGUCUCAUGAAAGAGGAAGAGGAGGCUGUUACAAUACAAAAACAAGUAGAGGGUGAGGCUGUUACCGUGAAAGAAGAAGAGAAAGACGUUUCAGUGAAAGAAGAGGAAGAUGCGUUCAGAGUGAAAGAGGAGGAGGUUACAGUAAAAGAAGAGGAGGAAGAUAAAGAGGAGAUGACUGACACGUCGAAAAAGGCGGAGGAAACUGAAUAUCUGGGCCCGGUUUCCCAAACGCAUCUUAAGGCAUCCAAUGGUUCUAAUGAUGAACUUAGCUGUAAGAUGGUUUUGAGAAACCGUUCCCUGAUUAACACUAGAGAGAGACGUGACCAUCGUGGAUCCUCUGGGGAGCCUCAACAACAUCAUGAAGCUGACGAGGCAGACAAGAAUCUCUCCACAUCAGAACAUCUCAAGCGGAAACCCACAGGGAAGAAAUCUCUCCACUGCUCUGACCGUGGGAAGAGUUACUCAAUAUCAAGUUCACUGAAAGUGCACCAGAGAUUUCACACAGAAGAGACAUCUCACUGCUGCUCUGACUGUUGGAAGAGAUUCACCUCUUCAGCAGAGCUCAAAAGACAUCAGAGAAUCCAUACAGGAGAGAAACGUAAUAGCUGUGAUCAAUGUGGGAAGAGUUUUAAUGCUCCAAGCAGCCUGAAAACACACCAGAGAAUACACACAGGAAAGAAACCUUAUAGCUGCUCUGACUGUGGGAAGACCUUUUCAAAACUAUAUACAUUACAAUCACACCAGAGAAUUCACACUGGAGAGAAACCCCAUAGCUGUGAUCAAUGUGGGAAGAGUUUUACAACAUCUAGUCAUCUAACUAUUCACCAGAGAACACACACAGGAGAGAAACCUUAUAGCUGUGAUCAAUGUGGGAAUACAUUUUCCAAAUUAUAUACAUUACAAUCACACCAGAGAAUUCACACUGGAGAGAAACCUCAUAGCUGUGAUCAAUGUGGUAAGAGUUUUACUACAUCUAGCAAUCUGACUAUUCACCAGAGAACACACACAGGAGAGAAACCUCAUGGCUGUGAUCAAUGUGGGAAGAGUUUUACUACAUCUAGCAUUCUGACUAUUCACCAGAGAACACACACAGGAGAGAAACCUUAUAGCUGUAAUCAAUGUGGGAAGAGUUUUGUUACAUCCAGCAAUCUGACUAUUCACCAGAGAACACACACAGGCGAGAAACCAUAUAGCUGUAAUCAAUGUGGAAAGUGUUUUGCUCAUGCAGGCAACCUGGUAGCACACCUGAGAAUACACACUGGAGAGAAACCUUAUAGCUGUGAUCAAUGUGGGAAGAGUUUUACUUCAUCUAGCCAUCUGACUACACACCAGAGAACACACAGGAGAGAAAUCUCAUAGCUGUGAUCAAUGUGGGAAGAGAUACUCUGAUAAAAGAUCUCUGAUUAAACAUCAGAAAAUACAUUUAUGAAGGAGAUGUUUCAUGAUAUCAAUGAAAUGAUGUCACAAUGUAGAAUGUUUUAACAUUGUAGUAGGAGUGUUCUAAUGAUGUCAUAAUGUAGAAUGUUUUAACAUUGUAGUAGGAGUAUUUUAAUGAUGUCACAAUGUAGAAUGUUUUAACAUUGUAGUAGGAGUGUUCUAAUGAUGUCACAAUGUAGAAUGUUUUAACAUUGUAGUAGGAGUGUUCUAAUGAUGUCACAAUGUAGAAUGUUUUAACAUUGUAGUAGGAGUGUUCUAAUGAUGUCACAAUGUAGAAUGUUUUAACAUUGUAGUAGGAGUGUUCUAAUGAUGUCACAAUGUAGAAUGUUUUAAAAUCACAUGAGUAUUUGAAUUAAUAUCACAAUGUACAAUGUUUUUAACAUUGUAGUAAUGUAACCUUUAUUUAACUAGGCAAGUCAGUUCAGAACAAAGAACUAUUUACAAUAGCAAAAAUGUUGUUAAAAAGACGUUGAAAAGAAGACCCGACAUCCAUCAUGGUCUGUUUUGGUUGAAAGUGAAAGUUGAAAAGACCGUCUUCUUCGGGUGCUUGUGCUCAGCGAUUUGAAAACAACUUAAUUUCAACGUACUUGCAGCCUAUAGCCUAUAUACCCUCUAUGAACAAUUUUAUUGACCGUCAUAUCACUCCAGUGUUUACACACAGUAUGUUUUGACAACAUUCUAACUGUCUUUAUUCCACAACUGAAGAAGCAUGUCUCAAAUCACCUCAUAUUUCAAACAUUCAGCCUGACAAAAUAUACAUUUUUUUAUUAUUCCAUUCCUCACUAUGUUAAUUAUUGCCAAUACAUAUUAACAAAGGGGGGAACAUUUGUUUUUGAUAUUUCAUAUUUUACAUGUAACAUUUUCAACUAACUUGACAAUUUUUUGGGUACAAUUAUAUUGUUUACAAAGAAUGUAGUAAAACAAGCUUAUAUUUCUGGUUGGAUAUUACAUCCUAUUCUUACUAUUUUAAUCAAUGUAAUUUCCUUAGGAUGCUCAUUAGUCUUUCAGUUUGUUAUUCUAUAGUUUUAAUCGUCUUAUGUUUGUUGUGUAGUACAUAUUAAAGUUUUUAUUUUCAUCGA